CUGUACUCAUACUGAAUUUAUGUAAUCCAUAUCCAAAUGAACUAUUAUAAUUUAUAAAUUGUUCAAAAAGUUCUGAAAAUCGUCGUCCAAGACCAAUAAUAAACAAUAACUUUCGAGCUUGGCCCAUGGAGGGGAAGGAGUUGCCUCGGAGGAAGCCUCGCAGGUGGGGACCGAGGCAGAGGACCGAGGUCAGAAGGUCCUCUGGAACCCAAAUCCCCGUGGCAGAGGUAGCCACUCUGUUCCGCUGUGGCAAGUGUCUGGUAGCGCCCAUCAAGCCCCCGGUGUUCACUUGCAGAAACGGCCAUCUCAACUGUGCUAACUGCUAUCAUGCACUCAAUAGAGACUGCUACAAAUGCAAAGAGCCUCUACUUGGUCGCAACCAUGUUCUGGAGGAUGUCAUGCGGAGUCUUCCCAUUGAGACUUGCUCGGCUCUGUCAGACUGUAACGUCUCUCUGAGGGAGUCCAGAAGUGAGCAGAGUCUCAGGCUGAGCCUCCAGGACCCGGAACUUCUGGAGAAGCUGGAGUUGGCCCGCAAGGAGGCGGAGGUCCAAGAUAAAAAGAAAUUUGAGACCAAGAAAUCUCCUGAGAGCCGAUAUCUGCAUUUGACUGAACUUGGAAGUUCUUCAACUAGUUGCAGCAGCACCGCGAGUUUGAACUCAUUGCAGAUUAGGUCGUCUUCGCGACCAAUAACUUGCCCGUUUCCUUGUGAUCGCAUCGUCACCUGCUCUGGACUUGUACCUCACUUCGAGUUCUACCAUCCCCAAGUUCUGCUGCACUCUAAAGUCAACAAGAAUUGUGACGUUGAGGUCAAAAUAUCUUACGAUGACGUCAAACUGACAGACGAAGACGAAGGGAGGUGUAUCAUCUUCUUUGUGGUGAAACUUGCCGAUAAUGGGGAUGAAGAGGAUGACUUAAGUAAGUCUGCAGAUCUACUCCGCGUGGCCCGUAACUCCCAGGAGAUGGUCCGGAGAGGUUACUUCGUCGCACUACUCUCCGCCGGGCUCCUCCCCAGCGGUCUGGGAGACUCCCGUGUUCUGGCUGUCUGGGUGUCUGCUCUGUAUGACUUCGCCCCCGUCACCUACACACUGCGGGUCUCAGAUGUGGAGGGAACACACAGCUUCUCCUUCCAAGGACUCCCGAGUUCUCUCCACAAAGAUCAACGACCCAAAGAAGUUUACCAGAGAGGGGAUUGCCUGACAGUUCCUGCAGCUCUGCUUCACGACUUCCACAGUGCCGGCCAGAACCUGGACCUUACUGUCGCCUUCCACUCGGACCUUCCCUUCCCCUUUGUACCCACAUCCUCCCGUGCCCCAUGGGUCCCGGACACCCAGGGGCUCAUCCUUUGAUUUGGCUCGUGAAAAUCUUGUGUCAAUAAAUUGUUGUACCUUCGUCA
This is a messenger RNA of Macrosteles quadrilineatus (aster leafhopper), 1393 nucleotides long. RefSeq lists its product as uncharacterized. The record is from RefSeq and is a predicted model, not a curated record. Gene Ontology annotation, cellular component: cytoplasm. The coding region runs from base 126 to 1346 and encodes 406 amino acids. The transcript is spliced from 6 exons. Gene Ontology annotation, molecular function: ubiquitin protein ligase activity. NCBI's taxonomy places the organism in Eukaryota, Metazoa, Arthropoda, Insecta, Hemiptera, Cicadellidae.